Molecule: messenger RNA, 839 nt
Organism: Malania oleifera
Lineage: Eukaryota; Viridiplantae; Streptophyta; Magnoliopsida; Santalales; Ximeniaceae
Exons: 2
Coding region: 195-539 (114 amino acids)
Biological process (GO): translation
Cellular component (GO): ribosome
Molecular function (GO): 5S rRNA binding; structural constituent of ribosome
Source: RefSeq, a predicted model, not a curated record
GAGCACUACCAAUUCAUAAGUUACGGAUUAAUUAAAAGUAUUUCAUCUAUCUACAAAUUAAAUAAUUCAACGAAGCAAACAGUUUGGCCGUUCGUGGGUUGGUCGCUCGGCAAAAGGAACAAUUUCGGGCUUCGACUCUGUAUGCAAAUCUCAGAGCAGAGUUAACUGGAUAAAAGGCAGGAAGUGUUUCGGAGAUGGUCAUUCCUCCACCAGUCAGGCCACCUAGGCUCACAAACUUUCUAAAGCCUUAUGUCCUGAGGAUGCACUUUUCUAUCGAGUGCGUGAGUGCCCAAGUGUUCCAUUCACCAACUGCCAUGGUAGCCUCUUCUGCAAGCUCACAAGAAAAGGCCUUGAGGUCAAGCAUCGGAUGCACUCGAGACAUGGCAGCUGCUGCAAAAAUUGGGAAGAUACUGGGCGAGCGCCUACUGCUGAAGAACAUACUUGCUGUCUCUGUUGCUUUGAAGAGAGAACAGAAAUACCAUGGUAAGGUGAAAGCUGUGAUAGACAGUGUGAGGGAAGCAGGUGUGCAGCUUAUUUGAACUGAGAAUAUCUUGUUGGAUUUGCUUCUGCUUCAAGGGUCUCUACAGCUACUUUUGUUCCAGCAAUGACACGAGUCCACUGGGAUCAUCUGUUGAUUUACAAUAAACACCACCCCCCCCCCCCCUCACCCUGCUCGGGGUUGGAACGUCUUAAAAAAUAAGCACUGUUUAGAAAGAAAAAAAAAAGUACUUAUUUUAAGUAUUUAUAGUAUUUGGUUUAACUUGGAUAAGUACUUAUUUCGAAGAGGGUACUUAUCCAAAUGAGCCACUCAACACUUGCCAUGUUGGCUCGUGUCAUUA